Messenger RNA from Phialemonium atrogriseum, 1456 nucleotides. RefSeq names its product NADH-ubiquinone oxidoreductase 40 kDa subunit, mitochondrial. The coding region runs from base 72 to 1199 and encodes 375 amino acids. The record is from RefSeq and is a predicted model, not a curated record. The transcript is spliced from 9 exons. Gene Ontology annotation, molecular function: protein-containing complex binding. Lineage: Eukaryota; Fungi; Ascomycota; Sordariomycetes; Cephalothecales; Cephalothecaceae. Gene Ontology annotation, cellular component: mitochondrion.
AGCUUGCCUCCAGGAAACCCGACGUCAAUUGAACGGGCAACAGCUCUUCUUGCAACCUGCGAUUAGCAAGAAUGGCUUCCCUGCCGGCCGCUGUGCGGUCGACACAGAAGAUUACAAGGACCGCCCUCCAACGACGACCGAUAUCCGACGUCGCGAUCACCCGGACCGGCAAGCCCAUUUACCGAGUUCAGGGCGGCAGGUCGUCUCUUGGAGGCCAUACCGCGACAGUAUUUGGCGCAACUGGUGCCCUCGGCCGAUACAUCGUCAACAGGCUAGCACGCCAAGGAUGUCAGGUCGUCAUUCCGUACCGGGAGGAGAUGGCCAAGCGUCAUCUCAAGGUGACCGGUGAUUUGGGUCGGGUCGUUUUCAUGGAAUACGACCUGCGGAACAUAGACUCGAUCGAGGAGAGUGUCAGGCAUUCGGAUGUUGUGUACAACUUGGUUGGCAGAAACUACCCCACUAAGAACUUCUCUCUCGAGGACGUCCAUGUUGAGGGUUCUGCAAGGAUUGCGGAAGCCGCUGCGAAGUACGAUGUGGACCGAUUUAUUCACGUCUCCUCGUACAACGCUGACCCGGCGUCCACCUCGGAGUUCUUCGCCACCAAGGGUCGUGGCGAGCAGGUAGUUCGCAGCAUCUUCCCGGAAACCACUAUCGUCCGACCGGCGCCCAUGUUCGGCUUUGAGGACAACCUUCUCCUGAAAUUGGCAAGUGUCAUGAACCUGUUCACGGCAAACAACAUGCAGGAGCGAUACUGGCCCGUUCACGUCAUCGAGGUCGGCGAGGCUCUUGAAUUGAUGCUCUACGACGAUAGCACAGCGUCACAGACAUUCGAGCUCUACGGGCCCAAGAACUACUCGACUGCUGAGAUUGCGGAGAUGGUGGACCGAGAAAUCUACAAGAAGCGGAGACAUAUGAACGUCCCGAAGGCAAUCCUCAAGCCCGUGGCUGGACUCCUGAACCGUCUUAUCUGGUGGCCUAUGAUGUCUGCCGAUGAGGUCGAGAGGGAAUUCCACGACCAAAAGAUCGACGAGUUGGCGAAGACGUUCAAGGACCUGAAUAUUGAACCUGCCGACAUCAGCAAGUUCACCUACCACUACUUGCAAGGAUUCCGCAGCUCCGCCUUCUACGAUUUACCACCGGCGACGGAAAAGGAGAAGAGGGAGGAGAAGAAGUACCUGCACGUUUUGGAUGACCAGUGAAAAUUGGAGGUGGUGGCAAGGCUCACGUCGCAUUGCUUUAGACAUGCAGAAAGAGAGCCUUGGUAAAGUGUACAUACGCUAUGUAUUCAAAUUAUCUUACUAACAUCCAACCAACGGCGAGUCCGGGAUUCGUAGGUUUGUACGGAUGUACUAUGGUAGAGUGGUCUGGGAUAACUUACUCGUGGGACAAGCACGCCGAGAGCGACUAACAGGCUUGGCCCCCCACCGUGCACAUAAACAACGGCAUGGCAACCACA